CAACGAUAUUUUGAAAUGGGAGUGAAAGAAAAAAAUAGUCGUUCUAAAUGGACCACCCUAAUAAUUAAUAUAAUUAUUAUUAUAUUAUUGAUUAUUUAUUACAAUUUUCAGGCUCAUAUAAAUCAUCGACAUGUAUCAGGUCCAACGCAGCCUAUUCAAGGAAUCCAAGUUGAUCCACCACAAUAUCUUCAUCCAAAACCAGAUAUUGAUUCACAAGUAGGAAAAGUCUUAUCUUCAUCAGUUGCUUCGGUUCGAAUUAAACAAGUACCUUCUCAUAUGGUACAGCCUGUAAUGGGCAAUGAUCCUCGCGUUAAUUCCAUAGUAAAUCAAUCGUCUCUUGAACAUCGCCAGCAACAUCGAUCACAACAGAUUAUGUCAAUGCAAAACUAUUCUCAAAAUUCAGUAUCUUUGCCAGCUAAUCCUCCAAUGAGAACAAAUCUCAUAACUGUACCUAUUCAAGAUACUACAAUAACUGCUCAUGACAUGCAUUCUCAGCCAACCCAUUAUUAUCCUCAACAACCAUCACAAGUAAGUUAUGGAGGAUAUAAUGUACCACCACCAGUUUCACAGGCGCAAAACUAUUACCCCGCACAACACUCUGGACAAGUGUCUUAUGCUGUGGCACAAUCACAACAGCAGUACGUAGUUUCGGGUCCAGCAUCCAUCCGUCCUUCACCUAAUGGUUACAUGCAAGAUGCUCAGUAUGCACCUCCACAACAAAUUCCUGCGCCACAAUCUCAAUGGUCUCAGCAUCGUCAAUUUUAUAGAUAAAUACGAUGCUGUUUUUUUUUUAAUAAUUUUCAAUUAGAUGGUUAGUUUAAUCGAUAAUUUAUUUUUUAAUAGAAAAAAAAACGAGGAAAGUCUUGUUAACACUUAAGACAUUAAAUUGUUCGUUGAGUUAAGUCAAAGUUUUAAUUAUUAUGAUUUGUCACCUGUCAGAAGUUUAAAAGUCAGUUUUCAUCAUUAUACAAUAAUAAAUAUCUUUUUUAAACAUGUUAUUAAGUC
Molecule: messenger RNA, 1005 nt
Organism: Microplitis mediator
Lineage: Eukaryota; Metazoa; Arthropoda; Insecta; Hymenoptera; Braconidae
Product: E3 ubiquitin-protein ligase Hakai-like
Exons: 1
Coding region: 16-771 (251 amino acids)
Source: RefSeq, a predicted model, not a curated record